Molecule: messenger RNA, 2429 nt
Organism: Lutzomyia longipalpis
Lineage: Eukaryota; Metazoa; Arthropoda; Insecta; Diptera; Psychodidae
Product: protein KRI1 homolog
Exons: 2
Coding region: 63-2429 (788 amino acids)
Biological process (GO): endonucleolytic cleavage in ITS1 to separate SSU-rRNA from 5.8S rRNA and LSU-rRNA from tricistronic rRNA transcript (SSU-rRNA, 5.8S rRNA, LSU-rRNA)
Cellular component (GO): nucleolus; 90S preribosome
Source: RefSeq, a predicted model, not a curated record
UUUUUAUUUUGAUAACACGUGUGUGGAAUUUUCUCACACCUUUUUCACAAAAAGUGUCCAAAAUGACUUCAAAAUCUAAUAAAAUGUUUGAAAGUGAUUCUAAUUCCGAUGCUGAGGACUUCUCCUUCUCUACUAAUACAAAAUUCGCCAAAUCCUACGACAGGGCACGGCAGAAGGAGUUGAUGAAGAAAUUGAAGGAGCAUGAGCUGGAUUCAGAAGAAUCUAGCAGUGAGUCUGAGGAAUCUGAGGAAGAUGAUGGAUUUGCUGAUGAGGAGUUUGACAAAAAAUUCUUCAGCACACUUGCAUCGAUCAAGGCGAGGGAUCCUAAGAUCUAUAAGAAGGAUGUAGAAUUCUUCGGAGAUGUGGAUCUUAGUACCCGAAAGCGCUCAAAAGAAGAUAAACCCAUCACAAUUAGAGACCUUGAGAGAAAAGUUCUCUUGGAGCAUGGUGGGAUGUUUGAGGAGGUUGAUAGCAAAACCAUUGGGCCUCCUUUGAUUACGAAGGAAGAAAAGGAGGAUAAAAUGAUGUUUCACCUGAGCGACAGUGAUGAUGAAGAAGGUUUUGAUAAGCUCUAUACAACGAAGAAAAUUGAAGUUGAGGAGGAAAACGAAGAAGAAAUUAAUCCUGACAUUGUGGAGCCAAUGAAGAAAUUCUGGAAUGAUUCGAAUAUCUCAAAGGAUGAGGCAUUUCUUAGAGAUUUUGUUCUAAAGAGACCUUAUGCAAAGGUUGAUGAUAGUGAUGAGGAGGAUCGUUUCAAUUUGUCAGAAGAUGAAAAAGAUCUGGAGAAGCAAGCUGAAUUUGAACAGAAGGUUAAUUUCCGCUUUGAAGAACAAGAUCAGGAAUUUAUCAAGAGAUUUCCACGUACAAUUGCCACUUCUGUGAGGAAUGUGGAUGAUAGGAGGAAGAAGAAGAGAGCUGAGCUAAAAGAGAGGAAAGCGCGGGAGAAGGAAGAACGCAAGAAGGAGAUUGAGAAGCUAAAAGAGCUUAAAAAGCAAGAGAUUGAGGAGAAAAUCAACAAACUGAAGCAAGUUGCCGGGAGUGAGAACAUCCAAUUUGACAAUGCUGACCUCUCCGAUGAAUUUGAUCCAGACGCUCAUGAUCGUAAAAUGCAGCAGAUCUUCAACGAUGAAUAUUACGGAAUUGAUGAGGGAGAAGAUAAACCCGAGUGUCCGGAUAUUGAGGAUUUGAAGGUUCAAGAUUGGGACAACUAUGAUCCGGAUGAUGAUGAGGAAGGUGAAGAUGUUGCAGUACCACAUUGCGAUGAUCCAGACUUUAACAUGGACUGUGAAUAUGAUCCACAAGCAGCAAAGAAAGAAUUCGAAAAGGAAAUGAUUGAGAAUACGCAGUCCCGGAAACGUAGAAAGCGUCGAAGUAAAUUUGCCGAAGUCCUCCGGAAGGACAAGCCCAUCUUCAAUCCCGAAGACGAGAAGACAUACGCUGAGUACAUUGAUGAAUAUUACAAACUUGACUGCGAGGAUGUUAUUGGAGACGUAAAAUGCAGAUUUAAGUACGUCGAAACCGUUCCAAAUGACUUUGGCCUCACCGUCGAAGAGAUCUUAAUGGCGAAGAAUAAGGAGCUUAAUAAAUGGGCUAGUUUGAAAAAAGCUGUCCAAAUUCGUCCCAAGCACGUGGAAAUGAAUGAAAUUCAACAGUAUGACAAAAGGAGGCAGAAUUGGUUCCUUAAGAAGCAAAUCCUUCGUAGUGUGUAUGGGGAAGACUCCGAAGAGGAAGAUGCAGAUAGGAAUCCCAAUUCUAUACCUAAACUCUAUGAAAAAGAUGAAAAAUUAAAAAAUUCUGAUAGUGAAAAUAUUACGAAGGGGGACAAGAAGAAGAAAAUUAAAAUCCAGAAUUCAGAACAGGAAAAAACAUCAGAAAAGACGAAAGAAACUAAAAGCUUUGAAGAAAAUCAUAAAUCUGACCUAAUUUUUAAAACUCCUUCAAAAAAUAAGAAAAAGACGGAAAAACAAUCAACACCAAAAAGUCCCAAAGAAAAUGGGUUGAUGAAAAAGGAAAAUCCAAAGGAGAAUCAAAAAGAAAUUGAGGAAAUGAAACCGAAUCCAGAAAUGGGCGAAAAAAAGAAAAAGAGAAAAUCAGACGCCAUGGAACAAACUCUGCAAAAUCCUGCCAAAAAGUUUAAAUUCAGUAAAAGCUCUGGACUGAAGAACUUUGGAAAAAAUGAACCGAAGAAGAAACCAACAAAUGAAGUUAUAGGCUACGAGACUUCUCAAGGAAAGUUUGCCAUCAAUACGAGUCGUUUAAUGGCUUUCGGGAUAAAUCCAAAAAAGUUUCGGAGCAAAGUGAAGUACGGAGGUGCUGAUAAUAACAAAAACAAUCAGAAGAACAAAAACAAGAAUAAUAGUCCUGGGAAAAGUAAGAAACAAAAGAAGAAGAAGAACAAAAAGAAGUCUCAACAGAAGCAAACAAAUUAA